This is a messenger RNA of Cavia porcellus (domestic guinea pig), 1595 nucleotides long. RefSeq names its product zinc finger protein 582-like. Gene Ontology annotation, biological process: negative regulation of transcription by RNA polymerase II. Lineage: Eukaryota; Metazoa; Chordata; Mammalia; Rodentia; Caviidae. The transcript has 3 exons. The coding region runs from base 355 to 1182 and encodes 275 amino acids. The record is from RefSeq and is a predicted model, not a curated record. Gene Ontology annotation, molecular function: DNA-binding transcription repressor activity, RNA polymerase II-specific.
UUUUUGGUUUUACUGUUUAGUUUUGUUUUGUUUUAUUGAGACAAGCUUUCUCUAUGUAUAUCAGCUGGAUUUGAACACCCUAUGGAGCCUAGAAUUGCCCUGAACUCACUGAAACCAUCCUGCCUCAGCAUUUUGAGUGCUGGCAUUAUAGAUAUAUACCACCACACUUUGCUUUUGAUUCAGAUUUGUAGGAAAGAAUUUAAGAUAUCCCAAACCUGGUGUCUCAACCUUCAUGUGAGAAAUAUAUGUAUGAUCCUUUAGGAGGUGGUGACCUUUGAGGAUGUGGUCGAGAACUUCAGCAAUGAGGAAUGGACUUUGCUGAGUCCAUCCCAAAAGAACCUCUACAGAGAUGUGAUGGGCGAAAUGUUUAGGAACAUGACUGCAAUAGGAGGACUUGGGGAUAUCCAGGAAGCUGAAAAAGAAUGCAAAAUUUACUGGAAAUACUUAAGAAAUGACAAGCUAGGGAAAUCCUAUGGACAUACAUCUUGGAAUCAGUGUAAAGAAGUAUUCCUUUGUACUGCUGAAGGUAAUUUGAAUGUGAAAGAAACAGAAACACACCACAAUGUUCAGAUCCAUGAAAAAUAUUGCAAUGGAGAGAAACCCUAUGUAUGUCAGCAAUGCGGAGAAUGUUUCACCAAAUCUGGACAUUGUAAGCAACAUGAAAGAAUUCACACUGGAGAGAAACCCUAUGUAUGUAAGCAAUGUGGGAAAGCUUUUAACACAUGGGAAAAUUGUAAAAUAGAUGAAAGAAUUCACACUGGAGAGAAACCCUAUGUAUGUAAGGAAUGUGGGAAAGGUUUUACCCGACAUCAAAAUUGUAAGCAACAUGAAAGAAUUCACACUGGGGAGAAACUAUAUAUAUGUAAGCAAUGUUGGAAAGAUUUACCCAACAAGAACAUUGUAAGCAACAUGAAAGUUCACACUCAAGAUAGAACCAGUGUAUAUAAGCAUCAUGAGAAUUUUUUGAGCACAAGUCCAUAUUGCAUAAUGCAUGAAAAACUUCACACUGGGCAGAAAACUUAUAUAUGUAAGGAAUGUGGGAAAGGUUUCAGCAGAAAUGCUCAUUGUCCAAUACAUUAUAAAAUUUACACUGUUGAGAAGCCUGUGUAUGUGAAGAAUGUGGGAAAGCUUUCACCACACAUGGAUAUUGUAAAAUACAUCAAUGACUCCACUCUGGUGUGAAACCCUAUGUAUAUAACAAUGUGGCAAAGCUUUUACCACAUACAGUCAUUGCAAAACACAUGAAAGAAUUCACACUGGGAAGAACCACUGGCUAUGUAAGCAAGUGGAGACACUUUCAGUAGCCAGAUUGUAAGUGAAAUACGUGAAGAAGCUCACACAAGCGAUAAAUCCUAUGUGUUAUGGGAAUACUCUCAGCACACAUGAUCAUUGUUACAUAUCUGAAAGAGCUCACUGGAUCCUAUGUGUAUUAACAAUGUGAGAAAUACGGCAAUCCAUGUUUGUUGUUAAAUACAUAGAAAAAGCAGCACUCUUCAGACAGUUUAGAUCUGUUUACUUUAAAAAUUCCAAGUAGACCUGAAGAAAUAAUCAAUACAGAAGUUUGAUGUCAAUAUUUCUUCACAAAUUUCCCAAAA